Pollicipes pollicipes is the source of this 1505-nucleotide messenger RNA. RefSeq lists its product as uncharacterized. Lineage: Eukaryota; Metazoa; Arthropoda; Thecostraca; Pollicipedomorpha; Pollicipedidae. Bases 100 to 1401 code for a protein of 433 amino acids. The record is from RefSeq and is a predicted model, not a curated record. The transcript is spliced from 12 exons.
ACCCCCGCACGGCAAGGCGGCCCACACCGACGCGUGCCCUCCGGAGGUCGCCACGGCCGCGGCACUGCACGCCCCAGCCACCGGGACGCGCGAACCAAGAUGGCCGCCGCGCCGUCAGGCAGCGCCAGUCAGCUGGCCUCAGCCGUGGCGCUGGCGGCGCUGCUGGCGCUGGCUCGCUGCGACCCGGCGAGCUGGACGCCGGACCAGUGCCAGUGCGAGGCCGACCCGGACAUCGCAGCGCUCUGCACCAAGGCCACCUUCUACCCGCCCGGCAUCGUCGAGGACGCCUGGGAGAGCAUCGGCGACCAGUAUGUGACCAUCCUGGACGACGGCUCGCUGACGGAGGAGCAGCGGACGGAGCGGUACCGCCCGCUUAUCAGCCAAACCGGUCUGCCGGCGGCCAACUUCACCGUGUUCGCCACCAAGUACGCCGCGUUCAAGCGGCUGCCGACGGCCGAACAGAUGCGCGCCCGCUCCAGCUACUGCUCCGUCUCCAACGGUGACCUCGGCCUCAUGCCCUGCCUGUGCCGAGGAGGUGGCGUUGCGGAGCUGUCACUGAGCAUCGUUGAGCCAGUGCCCAUACAGUUCUUGACGGAGGAAGAUGUUGCCAAGGCGAAAGUAGUGCAAGUGCUGCAGGAGAAGCUGUCGGAGACCCUGGGCCUCUGGUACACGGGCGUGGCCGUCGGCAGCCACUCCAACGGCCAGAGUGGCGACACCGUGGCCACCGUGCACGUCACCUUCUCGACCCUGGAGAGCGCCAAAAUCGAGCAGAGGUUCCCGACUCUCCAAGCUCUUCUAGGCCAGGCGGGCGAGCUCACCCUGGCCGAUGGAUCCGGAUCGCUCAUCCUCGGGGCGUCCACGCUGGACUCGAAAGUGCCGUUUUGCAACGGCCCCGUGUCGCCACCAAGCGACCUGCCCGCCCAGGCGACCGCCAACUCCGACCAGAACGUGGUGGCCGGCGGCAGCGUAUCCUUCACCUGUCCCGAGGGGCUCAAGUUUUCCAACGGCAAGCGGGUGGAGAGGCGCAACUGCGGCGUCAGUCAGCUCGUGGAACCGGCCACCGGCGGAGGCGAGCCGCUCACCUGUGUCGACGAGUCUGUGACAUCGGCGACAACUGCGGCCUCCACCCCGAAUGGACGAUCAACUCCAUCCGCAGCCCAGAUGUCGACACGUUCGACGACAGCGUACGUUCCUGACCAGUAUGAAGAACUCGACGUGGACUGGAACGACGGUGAGAGCAUAAAGAAGGUGGAUCCGAACAAACCAAACUUGCUGCUUCGGAUAACAAUACCAGCAGCUUCCGUGAUCUUCUCGUUCCUCGUGUUGUACCUGCUGUGCACGCGGCCCGAGAGCUGUAUGUGCAACACGUGCGGCGGCGGCAAGCUGGACGAGGUGCAGUAGAGGCCACCACCGCCACCAGCUGAGCUGCCGGCUUCGCGCCGGCCCGGGCCCAUGGACUCGCCUGCCGGGCCGGCGCUGAUCCGCGGCUGACGGGCGCGCCGGCG